This is a messenger RNA of Marmota flaviventris (yellow-bellied marmot), 426 nucleotides long. Its product is annotated as histone H2B-like. Gene Ontology annotation, cellular component: nucleosome. The record is from RefSeq and is a predicted model, not a curated record. Gene Ontology annotation, molecular function: protein heterodimerization activity; DNA binding; structural constituent of chromatin. Lineage: Eukaryota; Metazoa; Chordata; Mammalia; Rodentia; Sciuridae.
AUGGAUGAAACUGGAAGAUGUCAUGUGAAGGAAAUAAACCAGACACAGUAUGACAAUGGAAGAGGAAGAGGGAAAGUACUGGGAAGAGGAUCAGGAGAGGGGACAAAAAGGGCAGACAGUAGAGAGGGUAGAAGAAGAAAAAGGUGUGGGGACAGUUUUGCCACCUAUUUCCCCAGGGUGCUGAAGCACAUCCAUUCGGGCCUCAGCCUCUCCCGGUCUAGCAUGAGCGUCCUGGACUCCUUCGUCCAGGACAUAUUCGAGCGCAUCACCAGCGAGGCCCGCUGCCUGGCCGUCCAGAACCAUCGCUCCACCAUCACCUCCAGAGACAUCCAGACAGCCGUGUGCCUCCUGCUGCCCGGGGAGAUUGGCAAGCACGCCGUGUAUGAGGCCACCAGGGCCGUCAGCCGCUCACAUUCCAGCAAGUGA